AUGGGAACAAGCACUAGAUUACUCCGCACAAUUACUCUGCAAUCUAACCAACUACAAAUCCUUCGGAGCCACCAAAUUCAUCCCCAGGUGUCCGGCCUCGACCUUCGAAGCAUUGAUCAAAGCCUCCGAACGAUCAGCUCAAGCUACCCUCCUAUGGCAAUCCGUCAAGCACGAGAUCUACAGUCUAGAACCGGAGGGGAUCUUGGAUGCAUCGGCAAACCAUCCGCCGGCCAUCUCUCGAACUAUUAUCCCGACUCCCCCGAUAUCUCCGAUCAGGAAAUCAACCAGGUCCAGGCGCUCUGCGAUGCUCAUCAAUUGAGCACUCUCAAUACCAGAUUAGUCAAGCAUUCAUCGACCGAGUUCAGUUUAUUAAUCGCCUCAGCCAACAGCACUCUAUCGCCGGAGCUCUUCCCUCGAUCGCCGCUCAGAUCGACGAGCGAGCCGAGUCUGACGGUCCAUCUGAAGCCGUCGGACUUCAGCGGGCCGCUCACGAGAGUAUGCGAGGCACUCCAAGAGGCCGAAAAGUACUGCGGGAGUGGAUUAAGAUCAGAGAUGAUCGCAGAAUACGUCCGCUGUUUCCGAGAGGGGGACAUGGAGGCCCACAAGCGAGCGAGCAUCAAAUGGGUCCAAGAUCUCUCGCCAGUCGUCGAGUCUUAUCUCGGCCACAUCGAGUCCUAUGUCGACCCCUUUGCGCAACGCGCCGAGUGGGAAGGCUUCACCGCUAUCGUCAAUAAGGAACUCUCCCAGAAAUUCGAGCUUUUGGUUCAUAAUGCUCAACAUCUCGUCCGCUCUUUGCCUUGGGGCCCUAGCUUCGAGGUCGACGUCUUUCGGAAACCUGACUUCACCGCACUCGAAAUCCUCAGCUUUGCGACUGGUGGAAUCCCCGCUGGUAUUAAUAUCCCAAAUUAUUUUGAUGUCAGAGAAUCUACUGGGUUCAAGAAUGUAUCAUUGGUGAAUAUUUUGUCAGCCAAAGCAGCGAACGAAGAGAUCACAUUCAUCCAUCCCAGCGAGCGCGAGAUGUACGCGAAAUGGGACGCCAAGACGUUCGAUCUCCAGGUUGCUAAUCAUGAGCUCUUGGGCCAUGGCAGUGGCAAACAACUUACUGAGAAUAAAGAUGGCACUUUCAAUUUUGAUCGGAAAACGACGAUCAAUCCAUUGACGGGCAAGCCUGUGGAGUCAUGGUACAAGCCGGGAGAGACCUAUGGCUCCAAGUUCGGGACGGUCGCCAGCUCGAUGGAAGAGUGUCGGGCCGAAGCGGUGGCGCUUUAUCUGUGCUCGAACCGCGAGAUCUUGAAGAUCUUUGGGUAUGAGGAGAAGGAAGAUAUCGAGACUAUUCAAUACAUGACUUUCUUGUUGAUGGCUCGGGCUGGUGUAAGAGCUCUUGAAUGGUACGAUCCACAGACUAAGAAACACGGACAAGCGCAUAUGCAAGCCCGACUUGGGAUAACUAAGUGGAUGAUCGAUCAUGGCUUGGCCAGCUUAGAACAAGUCCGAAACCCAGAGAAUCAUGAACUGCAAGACGCUUAUAUCCGAGUGGAUAAACAAAAAGUCUUGGAGCAUGGGAAGGAAAUUGUUGGAAAACUUUUGGUAGAGAUCCAGAUUAGAAAAUCGAUUGCAGAUGCAAAAGGAGCGGAAAAGUUUUACACGGAGUUGACGACCCCACCGGAUCAGUUAUGGGAGACCGAAUUGAGAGACUUGGUGAUCAAGAAGAAACAAGCCCGGAAGAUCUUCGUCCAGCCUAAUACCACCAUCAUCGAUCCUCCUUCUUCUUCUGAUGGCCAAAAUCCCGAUCAUCCUCUUGACGUCAAAUUGCUCGAUUAUCCGCUCACUAAUUUGGGCGUUAUUGAGAGCUUCUUGAACCGCAACAUCUAA
Messenger RNA from Puccinia graminis f. sp. tritici CRL 75-36-700-3, 1872 nucleotides. RefSeq names its product dipeptidyl-peptidase III. NCBI's taxonomy places the organism in Eukaryota, Fungi, Basidiomycota, Pucciniomycetes, Pucciniales, Pucciniaceae. Bases 1 to 1872 code for a protein of 623 amino acids. The transcript is spliced from 12 exons. Gene Ontology annotation, cellular component: cytoplasm. Gene Ontology annotation, molecular function: dipeptidyl-peptidase activity. The record is from RefSeq and is a predicted model, not a curated record.